Aureobasidium pullulans EXF-150 is the source of this 1080-nucleotide messenger RNA. RefSeq lists its product as uncharacterized. The transcript has 2 exons. The record is from RefSeq and is a predicted model, not a curated record. NCBI's taxonomy places the organism in Eukaryota, Fungi, Ascomycota, Dothideomycetes, Dothideales, Saccotheciaceae. Bases 387 to 1016 code for a protein of 209 amino acids.
CUCGGCAUUUGAUGGAUAGUUACCCAAUGUGUCGUGAGAUCAGGCUGUCGAUGGGACCAUUCUCGGUCCGAGAUCUUCGAUCGACAUAACUGCUUUCCUUGGUGUAUGAUCAGCAUUAGCAUGGGAAGUAUAUCGCACGACAUGACAGGUAAUCAUCAUUAUUGCUGUAAAAGUGUUUCCAAAUUGUCAAUGUUGCUGCAAAGUGCUUUCGGUGUGGCGUGUGUUCGAUCAUCUAGCUGCAUUGAAGCGCAUAAUAGUGCGGGCAUUGCGGCGAGAUUCACUACGAACAUUAUUGCGAGAAUUGCCGCGAGACGACCAUCGCCUUACCUUCUUAUUGACUUAUGAUCUGCUAGAGUCUGUCGUGCGUGUAGCUGUAGAAAUACACAAUGCUUUCCGGGCUUGAGUCGCGUCCAUUGAGAGCGGGUCACGCAGUCCACCCAUGGCUUCCGAACAAACGAGCAAGCUCUAUCUCCCUGGACGAAUGCACCAACCUCGAACGGAUUGUGCGUCUCUACAGCUUAGUCACUCGAGAUGUGGGCCGCGAGAGAAGGGCAUUGAUGACGGAGUGUUGCGCCUGGGCAGGAUCCAGUAGCAGCAUGUCUGUCGUUCCGACACGGUCCGAGAUAUGUCUGGAGGGAAAUCGUGGAGACCGUGUGGGUAAGCUGUGGAGUGGAUGCUGGGUAGUGGGCAACGACCAUCGCAGUGGCUUUGGCUGUGGUUCUUGCGGGAUAUUAUCAAGAGAGUCGUUCCGAAGCACGACCAUUCAGAACAGGUACCAAAGUAGGAACGAGUCCAUUGUUGCUUCUACAAGUAAGCCCAGCGAACCAUCGUUCACACUACCAAGGCUGAAAGAGCCCAAAUAUUUUGACCAAGGCUUUGAUGACCAUACCACUGUUGCAGAUGCUGAACAAAGACCAGGAAAGCCGGCUGUCCGAGUUGUGGAUUUGAGUCAGCGGAAGAUCGCGAGUGGAAGGGCCGAUUCCGCGCUGGCUGACCGCACCCGGCAGGCAAGCUGAGCGAACAAGACUUCUCCGUUAAGAAGAGCUUUUCAGCGAGCAUUCAGCGCAGUAAACACAUAAG